UGAUUCUAGACGUUUAAGAGGGGAGCUGAGCUGGGGCAAAAAAAUUGGAGAUCUAGAUAAAAUAUUUGUCUUAUAAGCCCUUUUGGAACUGAACAUAGUGUUUCUUAUCAUUUUCGUCAUGCUUGGCUUCUUGAUUUUUUUUUUUUGGAUAAGUAAAAGAUAAAUUGACUUUGUUAUAGUAAGAGGUACUCCUACUUAUUUAAUUACUUAGUGGUUUUUAAUCAUACUAAGAACUGUUAUUCUUGUAUUGGCAGAAAGAUGGUCUCUGUAGUCCUGAUGUAGUGGUCUUUUGCAAAUGUUUAGUUAUUGUUGGUGUUCUAUCCACAUUGAUCAUAGUAAGAAGGAUUCAUUAUUGUGGAAUGCUAGUAAUGACAGAAUGUUCUCAGUCAAAAGCUGUUAUAAUUUUCAGAAGAGAGGCUUUGUUCUGUGUAGCAGAUGUAUUCACUGUCAAUGUUUCUUUUUUGUUGCAGAAAAUGAAAGAAACCAACACUGCGAAUCGCAAAAAGUUGAGAUAACCACACACUGCUGGCAAAAAAUUUUUUGCUAGAAUAUGCGAGGCUGAAAUGGAUAGAAUAUAAUCAACACAAGAAACUGAAGAUGACAGUCAAUCACUUGACGAGUUUGUGUCCGUCAUGGGACCUGAGCAUCCAGGACGCCUAAGAUUGUACGGACGUGGGGUCACCAAGACUUCCUUAAAAAGAAAAGUGGGAGAUAUUGGAACCUCUUCAAGUUCUACCGAUGAGAUGCUGCAACAAAAAAUGGUGGAAAUGGAAGAAAGGAUGAAACAAAGAAUGCAGGAAAAGUUCAAUGCACAAAAAGAUGCCAUGGAACUACAAGUUGCAGUUAACAUCAUUUCACAACUUAAGCGUCUAAAUCCAGACUUAAAGGUUGAUCCCAGCAUGCUAGCUUUCAAUGCUCGUUCACCUGUAGAUGCUUCCUCUGCACAACAAGCUGCUGUGCAACUAAUCAAUCGUCUAUCUACUGGGAGUAAUAAUCGAGGUCAGUACGUACUCUUCUUCUCUUCCUCCUCCUUCUUCUUCUUCUCCUUCUGUUGCUUUUAUGCCACUGCUCUCUCUGAUAAGGCUUUUAACCGAGCUAGUUUUAAUUCUGCUGGUCCUUAGGAGUCUAGUUCUGAUCAGUUGAUCAUUUGUUAAUUUGUCCAAGAAUUGAAAUUUUGUUUGGACUUUUAUUAUGCCUUUGUUAUUUGUGUCAUAACAUAAUACCUUUUCUUGUGUCAUGUGAUGUUACGUUGUUACUUAUGAGGAGUGGUGAGAAAUUGGAUAAAGAAUAAAGAGAGCGGAGAAUGAAUGCGGCUCAUGAGUGAUCUUGCUGUUUUAUCCUUCGGUUCACAUGUUCUUGCAAAAAUGUUUUCAUGCUCCAUUGGAAUAGCUGAAUGGAAAAAUAAGGUUUUGUCAGACCUCCUGUUAAAGAACUAACAGUAUAUACUAGUUUCAUUGAGUUUUUGCCGUUUUUAUGAGUUUUAGCAUAUUGUUCUAGCAGAAAGCCAUUAAGGGGUGUGUGAAAAAUAGGUUCUUGAUUAGCUGAUUUUUUCUUUCUUUCAUACUUUAUAACAAAAAAGUCUUUUUUUCCCAACAUUAUGUAUGCUUGUUUGAAUGACUGUAGUAUUUACUAGUUUCGUUGAGUUUUGCUAUUUUUAUGAGUAUUAGCAUAUUGUUCUAGCAGAAAGCCAUUGAGAGGGGUGUGUGAAAAAUAGUUUCUUUAUUUAUAUACUGUAUGCUUGU
Nicotiana attenuata is the source of this 1742-nucleotide messenger RNA. RefSeq lists its product as uncharacterized. The transcript has 2 exons. Bases 633 to 1121 code for a protein of 162 amino acids. The record is from RefSeq and is a predicted model, not a curated record. NCBI's taxonomy places the organism in Eukaryota, Viridiplantae, Streptophyta, Magnoliopsida, Solanales, Solanaceae.